Mustela lutreola (European mink) is the source of this 2537-nucleotide messenger RNA. It is a transcript of the gene CHRNA3, whose product is annotated as cholinergic receptor nicotinic alpha 3 subunit. NCBI's taxonomy places the organism in Eukaryota, Metazoa, Chordata, Mammalia, Carnivora, Mustelidae. Gene Ontology annotation, molecular function: acetylcholine-gated monoatomic cation-selective channel activity; transmembrane signaling receptor activity. Gene Ontology annotation, biological process: regulation of membrane potential; monoatomic ion transmembrane transport; chemical synaptic transmission. Bases 61 to 1575 code for a protein of 504 amino acids. The record is from RefSeq and is a predicted model, not a curated record. Gene Ontology annotation, cellular component: neuron projection; synapse; postsynaptic membrane. The transcript has 6 exons.
GGCUGCGUCGGGAGCCGCAGCGGAGUCCGCCUGCGCCUCAGCCGCGCGCUCCCCGCGAGCAUGGGCGCCCACCCGCGUCGAGCCGGGGUCGCGGGGCCCCCGCUGCUGCUGCUGCUGCCCCUGCUGGUGCUGCCGCCAGUGGCCGUGGCCUCCGAGGCCGAGCACCGUCUGUUUGAGCGGCUGUUCGAGGAUUACAACGAGAUCAUCCGGCCAGUGGCCAAUGUGUCCGACCCAGUCAUCAUCCAGUUCGAGGUGUCCAUGUCCCAGCUGGUGAAGGUGGACGAAGUCAACCAGAUCAUGGAGACCAACCUGUGGCUCAAACAAAUCUGGAAUGACUACAAGCUGAAGUGGAACCCCUCCGACUACGAUGGCGCGGAGUUCAUGCGCGUCCCCGCGCAGAAAAUCUGGAAGCCAGACAUCGUGCUCUACAACAAUGCUGUCGGGGACUUCCAGGUGGACGACAAGACCAAAGCUCUCGUCAAGUACACAGGGGAGGUGACUUGGAUCCCGCCCGCCAUCUUCAAGAGCUCGUGCAGGAUCGACGUGACCUACUUCCCAUUUGACUACCAGAACUGCACCAUGAAGUUCGGUUCCUGGUCCUACGACAAGGCCAAGAUCGACCUGGUCCUCAUCGGCUCCUCCAUGAACCUCAAGGACUACUGGGAGAGCGGCGAGUGGGCCAUCGUGCAAGCCCCCGGCUACAAGCACGACAUCAAGUACAACUGCUGUGAGGAGAUCUACCCCGACGUCACGUACUCGCUCUACAUCCGCCGCCUGCCGCUCUUCUACACCAUCAACCUCAUCGUGCCCUGCCUGCUCAUCUCCUGCCUCACUGUGCUGGUCUUCUACCUGCCAUCCGACUGUGGCGAGAAGGUCACGCUCUGCAUCUCCGUGCUGCUCUCCCUGACCGUGUUCCUCCUGGUCAUCACCGAGACCAUACCAUCCACCUCGCUGGUCAUCCCGCUCAUCGGCGAGUACCUGCUGUUCACGAUGAUCUUCGUCACGCUGUCCAUCGUCAUCACUGUCUUCGUGCUCAACGUGCACUACCGAACACCCACCACGCACACCAUGCCCGCCUGGGUGAAGACCAUCUUCCUGCACCUGCUCCCCAAGGUCAUGUUCAUGACCAGGCCGGCGGGCGGCGAGGGCCCUGGCCAGAAUCCAAGGCCAGUCUGCAACGCUGAGCUCUCCAAUCUCAACUGCUUCAGCCGCGUGGAGCCCAGAGGUGGCAAGGAAGGCUGUCCCUGCCAGGACGGGACGUGCGGCCAGUGCCACCACCGCAGGAUAAAAAUCUCGAAUUUCAGCGCCAACCUUCCGAGAAGCUCCAGUUCGGAGUCCCUGCACGCCGUGCUGGCCCUUUCGACGCUGUCACCGGAAGUCAGAGAAGCCGUCCAGAGCGUCAGGUACAUUGCGGAAAACAUGAAAGCACAAAAUGACGCCAAAGAGAUUCAGGAUGACUGGAAGUACGUGGCCAUGGUCAUUGAUCGCAUCUUCCUGUGGGUUUUCAUCUUGGUGUGCAUCCUGGGGACGGCGGGGCUGUUCCUGCAGCCUCUGCUGGCGAGGGACGAGGCAUGAGGCCAGCUGACCAGCCUGGGCAUGGGGUGCAUUUGUUCCUUCUGGUGGGAAACGUCGCUCCCCUAGGAUGCGGCCUGUGCCCAUCAUUGGGAGGCACCCACUUCAGUGCAGGACCUCCAGCCGUCACCCCCACCUCCAGACCCUCCUCAUCCCAGAAACCACGAGCCCCCCGCCCCCUUCCCCAGCACCCCCAUGCCACUGUUUGUAGGAUUUUGACUGAGGACCCCAUAUAAGUGAAUUAUGCAAUACUCGUCUUUUUGUGACUGCCUCCUUUCCCCGAGCGUAAUGCCCUCCAGGCCCGUCCGCAUGGUGGUGGGUGUCUGAAUGUCCUUCCUGGUCGCCACUGAGCAACACUCUGGUGCAUGAGUGGAUGUUCUGCAUAUCCGUUCAUCCGUCGGUGGACGCCAGGGGCUCCCGCAUUUUGGCCAUUACAGACAACGCUGCUGUGAAUGUGGGUACCCAGGGAUCUGUUGGGAGACCCUGCUUCCAGUUCUUUGGGGUAGAGGCCCCGAGGUGGAACUAUUUUUUUAAUUUUUUGAGGAAGCACUGGACGGCUCUCCACAGUGGCCGCACUGUCUCCCACACCCCUGGGGCUCUGGCUGGCCUCAUUGCCAUCAGGGCUCGCUCCCUGUGCUUUCAACAGCCCCCGUCCUCCUGCAUGGGAGCCGGGGUCUCGCUGCCAUUUUGAUUCACAUUUACGUAAUGAUGAGGCUGAGCAUCUCCUCCCGAGCCUCUCAGCCCUCUGUGCGGCACCUUUGGGAACGUGUCUGCUCAGGUCCUCUUCCACUUGGGGCAGGGUUGUUUGGGUGUUUCAGUCCUUAAGUUCGAGUUCUCUGUGUAUCGUGGUUAUUAAGCUCCUAUAUGGCAUGUGAUGUGCGAUAUUUUCUCCCCGUCCGCGGGUUGACUUUUCACUCUGUCGAUAACAUCUUGUAAUGCACAGAUUUAAAUUUUCAUGAAUUCCA